AAGCAGCUCAUCAAACAGUGAGGAGGAGGAGCAUAAGAAACAUCGAAAUGAAAAUAAUUUAAUUUCCUCACUCACUCUCUUCUCUCUUCUUCUUCACCUAAACUCUUUUUUCACACAACAAAAACCAAACCCACCCACCCAAACAAAACAAAUCUCAAAGGGGCGACGAUCAUUGCGAUGUUCAUUGCUCUCUCUACAUAUUCCAUCAUUUUCUAGGGUUCACAUUUUCUCCAUCUUACAAUCAAUCAAAUUUCUCCUUCCCAAAUUCAGAUUUCAUUUCCAGGUAUUAUUAUUAUACAUUGUAGUUGGUUCAGGAGAAUAUGGCUACAACCAUACCUAAUUCAUUGUUAAAGUAUUCUGGAACAUCAUCCAUUUCGGAUCUUUUACAAAGUUCAAGUAAUGGUGUUAAUGGUGUACCGUUGAAAUCAUUGGGAAAGACUACAAGAUUAGGUUCUUCUUCUUUGAUUAGAAGAAGGGAUUUGAGUGUUUCAGCUUUGAUUAAGAAAGGGAAGAAAAAAGAUGAACAUCCAUGGCCAGAGGAUGCGGAUCCAAAUGUUAAAGGUGGUGUUUUGAGCCAUCUUUCACAUUUUAAGCCUUUGAAAACUAAACCUAAACCGGUUACUUUGGAUUUUGAGAGACCACUUAUGGAUCUGGAGAAGAAGAUUAUUGAUGUGCGGAAAAUGGCACAGGAAACUGGUUUGGAUUUUAGUGAUCAGAUCAUUAUGUUGCAGAACAAGUAUGAGCAGGCUCUAAAAGAUCUCUACACGCAUCUGACUCCUAUACAGCGGGUUAAUAUUGCCCGACAUCCUAACAGGCCAACUUUUCUUGAUCACGUUAUAAACAUUACUGACAAGUGGGUAGAGCUUCAUGGAGAUCGAGCAGGUUAUGACGAUCCAGCUAUUGUUACUGGUCUUGGAACCAUAGAUGGGCAAAGGUACAUGUUCAUUGGUCAACAGAAGGGUAGAAACACAAAGGAAAAUAUUCAACGCAAUUUUGGGAUGCCUACUCCUCAUGGUUACCGGAAGGCUCUUCGCAUGAUGUAUUAUGCUGAUCAUCAUGGCUUUCCCAUUAUCACUUUCAUUGACACACCAGGCGCUUAUGCAGAUCUUAGAUCCGAAGAACUAGGCCAAGGUGAGGCCAUCGCCUACAAUCUGAGGACUAUGUUUGGUCUUAAGGUUCCAAUUGUUUCCAUCGUUAUUGGAGAAGGUGGCUCUGGUGGUGCUCUGGCCAUUGGAUGUGCUAACAAAUUACUAAUGAUGGAAAAUGCAGUUUUCUUUGUUGCCAGCCCAGAAGCAUGUGCAGCAAUUUUAUGGAAGAGUGCCAAAGCUUCGCCUAAGGCAGCUGAGAAGUUGAAGAUAACUGCUCCGGAGUUGUGUAAGCUGGGAAUUUGUGAUGGCAUAAUUCCUGAACCUCUCGGUGGAGCACAUGCUGAUUCAGCUUGGACUUCACAGCAGAUCAAAAUUGCAAUUACUGAAGCAAUGGCUGAGCUCAAGAAGAUGGAUAUACCAGAGCUUUUGAACCACCGGAUGCUCAAGUUCCGUUCUUUGGGUGGUUUCCAAGAAGGGUUACCAGUAGAACCUGAAAAGAAAGUCAACAUGAAGCAGAAAGAGGAGCCCAUCAUUCAAAGGGAAGAAAUUAGCAAGUCUUCAGACAUCGAAUUAGAGGGUGAGGUAGAAAAGCUGAGAGAGCAAAUUAUGAAGGCCAGGGAAUCAUCUACCGAGCUUCCUAAGCUGGGUAUAGAUGAGAUGAUCGAGAAAUUGAAAAGGGAGGUUGAUCAGGAAUACGCUGAAGCUGCUAAAGCAAUGGGUUUAACCGACAGCCUGAACAAGUUGCGCGAUGAGUUUCUAAAGUCAAGGAAAUCAUCAGAGCAAGCAAUGGACCCUAGUUUGGUGGAAAAGAUUGAGAAACUUAAAGCGGACUUCAAUCUGGGUCUGUCAGAGGCUCCAAACUAUGCAAGUUUGACGUAUAAACUUGACAUGCUGAAGGAAAUAUCGAAAGCCAAGAAACUCUCAGAGCAGAACGAAAAAGCAAUGACACUUAAACAGGAAUUCAAUAAGAGAUUCAAAGAAGUCAUGAACCGUGCUGAUGUGAAGAAGAAGAUUGAGGCACUCGAGGCUGAUAUUGCAAGUGCUCGGGGUUCCAAGGAUGAGGCGUUGGUUAAAGCAUUGAAGGAGAAAAUUGUAAAGGUGAAGAAGGAAGUAGAAUUUGAAUUGGCUGAUGUUCUCAAGUCUUUACGAUUGGAUGUUGAUGUUGUAAAAUCAAAAACGAAAGCCUUGAAUGAGCAAAUCCCACUUCCGGACAUCAAGUACAGAAUUGAUGAAUUGAACGAGGACAUUAAUGAAGGAAUAGAAGAAGCUAUCAGCUCGACAGAUCUUAAGAAUAAGAUAGAGCUUCUGAAACUGGAGAUGGUGAAGGCAGGAAAAACUCCUGAUGCAGAGACAAAAAAUAAGAUAGAUGCUCUGAAGCAGCAGAUCAAGCAGAAGCUUGCGGAGGUCCUGGCUUCCUCAUCGUUGGUUGAGAAACAUGCAAAUCUGAAAGAGGAGAUUGCACAAGCUGUGGAAAAUUCUGGAGAUUCUGAUGAGAGUAUUUUGAAGGAAGACUUGAGAUAUGGUGAUUCAGGUGUGGGAAUUGCUGCUGGCCGUAUCUAUAGUUAAUAGAUGAUUACAAACUCCAGACUGAAAUUGUUCUUCACUGAAUCACAUUACUCGAGAGUCUUAUGAACGGUGCCAGGUACCACUUCCAUCAUCUCCGUUCACUGCAGCUUAUGGUUCUGUAUUGUAGAAUUCGAAGACGUCACAUAUCUAUUCGGAGCACGAGAUAAGUGUAGGCAGACUAGCUCUACUAGAUUCUAAGACUCUCCUCCUUUUUUUUUUCUAUGUUGUUUCCUCUUUUAAGUUAUUUUGUUCAUUUGUCCCAUUUUUGCCAGAUUCUAUGUUAUAAUAGUUCCUUGUGAUAGUCAUGCAAAACUCUGUAUAGAUUUUAUGGUUUGAGGAAACUUAACAAGAAGAAACUUCAAUAAUAACUGUUAUUAGAUUUGAGUGGUUUGGCUGGGGGUUUCUUAACAGAUCAUACUCAUGUUUUUUUUAUAUAUAAAAUAAGUAGUAUGAG
This is a messenger RNA of Papaver somniferum (opium poppy), 3108 nucleotides long. Its product is annotated as acetyl-coenzyme A carboxylase carboxyl transferase subunit alpha, chloroplastic-like. Bases 321 to 2654 code for a protein of 777 amino acids. The transcript has 11 exons. Lineage: Eukaryota; Viridiplantae; Streptophyta; Magnoliopsida; Ranunculales; Papaveraceae. The record is from RefSeq and is a predicted model, not a curated record. Gene Ontology annotation, molecular function: carboxyl- or carbamoyltransferase activity; acetyl-CoA carboxylase activity. Gene Ontology annotation, cellular component: acetyl-CoA carboxylase complex. Gene Ontology annotation, biological process: fatty acid biosynthetic process.